Molecule: messenger RNA, 3179 nt
Organism: Echinops telfairi (small Madagascar hedgehog)
Lineage: Eukaryota; Metazoa; Chordata; Mammalia; Afrosoricida; Tenrecidae
Gene: WIPF3
Product: WAS/WASL interacting protein family member 3
Exons: 5
Source: RefSeq, a predicted model, not a curated record
CUCCCACCCUGUGGGUAUCCAGGGCUCAAUACAGAGGCUACAAGCCCCACCCAAGAUGUUCGGGAGCCCCCAGUCCCUCCAGCUCCUCCACCCCUGCCUUCCUCGCUCCCCCUCUAUGCCUCCUGCCCCCCUCGGUCUUCUGUGCCUGCACCCCCUCUGCCAGGUGCAAACAGCAGCAGUGAAACACCACCCCCACUGCCCCCCAAGUCUCCUAGCUUCCAGGCUCAGCCCCAGAAGCCCGCGGUGCAGGCCCUGCCCGCACCACCAGCCCCUCCGGGACCUCAGUUCCUGCAGAAGAAGAGACCGGGCCGAGGCCCAGGGACCAGUGGGGGGAAGCUAAAUCCGCCCCCGGCUCCCCCUGCAAGAUCCCCCACCACGGAGCUCUCGAGCAAGAGCCAGCAGGCCCCAGCCUGGACCCCGACCCAGCAGCUGAGAAACGGAAGCUUACACAUCUUGGAUGACUUUGAGUCUAAAUUCACCUUCCAUUCUGAGGAAGACUUUCCUCCCCCGGAUGAAUAUAAACCGUGCCAGAAGAUUUACCCCAGCAAGAUCCCCAGAAGCCGCACUCCUGGUCCUUGGCACCCAGCCGAGGUGAUGGGGCAGCCCCCGGAUGACAUCAAAGGCAGAAAUUCUCAGCUCCCGCUGAAGACGCUGCGGUGAGACGGCAGAGGAAGCCAGGCCCGGGGAGCCCCGGGAUAUCGUGCCAGCCCCCAGCUCACUCACCAGGCACUUCAGUUGGCAUACGAGCUCUGCCGAAGCAUUUCUUUAUUGUAAAUAGGCGGUUUGCACAGGCUUUAAAUCAGUGUUGUAGUCAACUUUUAUUUGCCUAAUUUAAAAACGAAACCAAUUUUUCUCCUUUAAAAAAAAAGUGCCUGGCAGUCAUUGACCAGGACAUAUAGAGCCCCAGCCCUUAGCGUCCAUUCCAUGACUGUGUGUGUGUUUGUGUGCGUGCGCGUUCUCACAGGCUGGUCCUCCCUAGAUUCUGAAGCAUUUUUAGAAGGAGACCUUCAUCUCCAGGUAGUCCCCAAGCCACAGCAUCCACAGCAGCUUCUGACUGGCAUGGCUUUAUUCUCGUUGCACCCAAUGCAAACUCAGACAAACAAUGCCUUACGACGGAUGCAGCUCAGAGCGAGUCAUGUAUCCCGGCCCCCACACCGAUGAUACCGCCAUGAAGCCUCCGACGCACGAGACUCCAUGCUCGCACCUGUCUCUCAGGACAGGGAAUUUUUUUGCUUCCGAAUGUAAAUAUGACACAAAAUCAAGGCAGGAGGGGGCUUGGCCCCUCGACUGAUGCCCCAGGGUCCCUUUGAUAAUGGAUUCAUCCUACAGGUAGCCAAUGAUUUAACUGUUUACAGCCCCCUUGUGCCCAGUUCUCCAUGGUGAAUUUCCAUCCUGCCCCCUCGCAAGCCCCAUCCCCAUCCUUGUAAUCAGGCUGAGGUGAACUGUAUGGUAUUUCGGUAUUUUCCCUGCCGGUUAGAAAUAUAGGCAAUGCAUAGUAAAUCACUAUUUUUAUCUCAGAGGUCUCCCCCACCCCCACCCCCACCCGGAAUGUAAGAUUUGCAUGGAAAAUAGGACGUGGAAAGGUGAAGACCAAAACAGUGAUAAAGCAAAACCUUAAGAAAUGCUGACUCCCCUGCCAGGGUCAGCCGACUCCAGCAACCCUCAGCCGGGUUUCUAAGCCUGUCCACUCUCACCAGAGCAAGCAGCCUUGUCCUGCCCCCACUCCCAGCCCCAGCCCCUCAAAGGGGAGUGGGUUUGAACUGCUGACCUUCUGAGCAGCCCCAUACUUAACCCACAGCGCCAACGGGGAACUUACCCAUCUGGCAAGCCUUAGCUCCCUUCUAAGGAGGAGUUGGCUGACAGCUGCCCCGUCCCUGUGAUGGUAGCUCACCCCUGGCUAUGGAAAGGGCCAAGAUGACCGGGGACUUCGCCUCUCACUCUCUUUCUAGAGCUGGCCUGGGAACAGAGUGUGGAUUGCUUGCACCCUAUGUUCCCCACCCUUGGAGGGAAGGGUUGGGUGGGACCCAGAAUCCAUUGGCAUCAAAUCACUUCCCACUCAAGGUAGAACUCCCCUCGGUGGGUUUCCAAAACAGUGACUCUUCACGGGAGUCAAAAGCCCCCUCUUCCUCCCCAAGAGCCAUUGGUGAGGCUCGAACUACAGACCUUGCAGUUGGCAGCCCACCAUGUACCCCACGGUGCCACCAGGCCUCUCUGGGUCAGAGGAAGGAGUCGAACAUCGAAGCACGCAGCUGGUCUUUGGAUUGUGUUCAGAAUGGUUCCAGACUCAAAGACCGGGGAGAGGAGAAGUAAGGAGGGAGGAAAAGUGAAUACAAGAAAAAAAUAAGUUUGAAUCGGAACCGUCCACACACCUUACUGCUACCCCGUGUCCCCAGUCCGUGCCAUCCAGAAAAGGCCGCUGUCUGGGCAGGUUUGGGCGAGCACAGGGCAGAAACCUAGCUGCUGUCUCCGGCUUCCUACAUCACUGCCCACCGUGCUUCCUCUCCAGGUAGCAGCAAUGGAGCAGGGUUAAGCUCCCUUCCCCGGGAGCAAGCCAUGCCAAGUUGUCCCCCCUAAAUCGACGGGAAAGCAGCCUUUGUAGGCCGUCAGCUCUGAACAUAACUGCUCUGCUGAAUUGCUUCUGGAAUGUUUCCAAAAGGUCAGAACUUCUUAGUGUCCAUUCCACGUCCCUCCCAGUUGGGUAACAUGAUCACGAAGGUUUUACUUAUCAUGAUUAAGGAGGUUCUAGACAAAGGCAACCCACCCGCAUAGUAGAGCGCCUACCCCGGCAGGGUGCUGAUCCACACAUGCGCCGCACUGCCGGGUGGAAAUUAAAAAAGGAUAGGGGAAGGGAAGAGCAGGCACCAAAAGUCACCACAAGGGAGAAAUCUCAGGAAUCCGGCCUCACAUCCCUUCCAGAGACCCAUCACCGAGCUCAUGGGCUCUGGAACUCAUUCGCUGCAGCCCCCCAUCACCACCCCCUCCCUGACAGUAUUACAACUUAACCCCCUGAUCAGAAGUCCAUACCUAGAGGCAUUCAACCAUCCCCGCAUAUUCUCGCCGAUGCGAGAGGCUGUGACCUUCCCUGCCCCAUCCCAACCUCUCAUAAGUAUUUUAUAUUUAUUGAUGUUUAUCUCUGCAGAGCCCUUUCUUUGUACCUAAUAAACGUCAGUAAGUGGAAA